Molecule: messenger RNA, 1095 nt
Organism: Zea mays
Lineage: Eukaryota; Viridiplantae; Streptophyta; Magnoliopsida; Poales; Poaceae
Product: peroxisomal biogenesis factor 11 family protein
Exons: 1
Coding region: 144-872 (242 amino acids)
Biological process (GO): peroxisome fission
Cellular component (GO): peroxisomal membrane
Source: RefSeq, marked validated
ACCCGAACCAGGACGAAAUCCCCAAUCCCCAGACGUUGAUACGAGUAUACGAGGCCGCAUCAAGCACGCAAUCGCCGUCAGCUCGGUCUACGGCCCCGUACCGGUAUUCCACCGCUUGCACGCCAACGCGAACGCCGGCCGCCAUGGCCUCCUCUGAGUCUCCCAAUACCGCGCCUGCGGCCGCGGCCGUCGCUUCCCAACCGGCCCGCGAUUUCCUCGCCCACCUCGAGGCCUAUCUCGCCCGCCGCGACGGCGUCGACAAGCUCCUCAAGAUUUCCCGCUACGCCACGCGCCUCGCGCUCGCCGCCGGGCCCCCGCUGCCCCCCGGCGCCUCCGCCCGCCUCAAGUCCUUCGAGUCCAGCGUCGGCCUCAGCCGCAAGGCUUUCCGUCUCGGCAAGUUCGUGCAGUCCCUCAACGCCCUCCUCGCCCACCCGCACCCUCCCCCGUCCCUCGCGCUACUCGCCUACGGCGGUGAGGGCGUCUACUACUUCGUCGAGCAGUUCGUCUGGAUCGCCAAGGCCGGGCUCCUGCCUGCGCACCUUCUUCCGCGCCUCCAGCGUCUCAGCGCCUGGGCUGAGCUGCUGGGCUACGUCGGUUCCAUUUUAAUUAAGCUGGAGGAGGUGGCUAAGAUCGAAUCUUCGAUAAAGAAGCGGCUCGUGAAGGACUGUGAUAAGGAGAGCGAGGCGGUGAAGACUAUGCAGGGUAAACUGCUGCUGAAGCGGAUGUCAGUGGUGCAGGACGUGGCGGAUGCCGUCAUGGCUCUGGGAGACGUCACCGAUGGCAAGGGUUUGCUCGGGAGCUCCACGCUGAUGGCAGCAGCUGGACUGCUCUCGGCGUUGAUCAGCACGCAUAAGAAUUGGAAUUCUUGUUGAAGCCUGGAGGUACAUGUUAUAGAUAGCACAUCAUAUAAUGAAAUAAAGCUCUGAUUAUAGCGAUAACUAAGAGUUUCCUCUGGAAAUAUGGAUGCUCCUAAAACUGAUACCAGGUCCUCUGGGGAAUGAAUGAAGUUUAUUCUUAUUCAUUUGGUUGGACCAAGGAAUCUUGUGUUUUUUCAGCCAUCUUGAUCAUUCAAUAAUUUUUUUGUUCUUAAAAGUA